AUGCAGGACCAGCUUGCGAAGCCUGUAACCCAGUGCAAUAGUGCAAUCACAAGGCUUACAUGGGUCCAAAUCCUGACACCUUCCAAGCAAGCGGCGAACGGCUCCGCGGUCCGCGCCCGCCACGAAAGCAGCCGAGCCGGCGGCGAAGCAGCGACGCCUCCUCGGAAAGACAGAGAAAUAUCUUCUUCCGUCUCGGUGGUCGCCGGGCUGCCGGCGAGACGUCCCCCGUCGCCGCGCUCUCUCUCCAUCCGAUGCUGCGCGGCCGCCGGCGCCGACCCGGGGGAGCCGCCGCAGGACGCCGUGCUCAAGGCCAUCUCCCAGAUAGCAAGCUCUAAAGGAAGGGUUGCACAAACAACAAAUGUUAUCAUGGGUGGUACUGUGACAAAUGAUGCAACAGAUGAGUGGCUUGUUCUUGAUAAAAAGGUAUAUACAUAUCCUACAGUUAGAGGGUUUACAGCAAUUGGUACUGGAGGUGAUGAUUUUGUCCAGUCGAUGGUUGUUGCUGUUGAAUCAGUUCUUCAAGAACGAAUUCCUGAGGGUCAAAUAUCACAGAAAGUGUCUUCGAAGGGGAAGUAUGUUUCAGUCAAAAUCGGACCUAUUCGUGUGGUUUCCGGCGAGCAGGUCCAAGCGGUGUACAAUGCCAUGAAGAAAGAUGAGCGCAUGAAAUUCUUUUUGUGAACGGCAAUGCCAUGCCCAAUAGGUUGAACUAUUGUAUAUUGAACAGUGAACAGUUGAAGCGCGAAGAUACUCUUGCUCUGCAUCAGUAGAGCUAGAAAGCAGAAUUGUUUGCAUCAUCUCAUCUGCUCUUAUAGACGAGGGUAAUUUGAAAAGAACUUGUAUCAAAUGCCAGCAAAGGAAGGGAUUACUGGUUAAAUCCAUAUAUGCUGAAGUUACCAUCUAUGUAGCUCGAAAUUCAGAAAGAGAAAAAAAAGCUGAUUCGGGGUCCACGUAGAUGGACUGUGAUAUGUGAUAACUCUUUGUAGAGGAGAGCAAUAUGCACUCGCCAUAUGUGUCGUUGGAUUGCAACAAGAACCGUUUUUUCUGGAUCGAUGUAAUGGGAUGGAUGAUAAUUGUCAUCCUUAAAUAAUAUAUUUUUCUAACGAAGUGACAGGAGAGUUGCUCGUUGUAUUAAUUAGAAAGAGAAAGCCUGUAUGUCAACAGUUACAACAAGAGGUGACCAAAAAACCCUACAAGGCUUAUGGGUUCGUGAUGGUUAAGACCUAUUCUUGCAAAAUCAGGCGUCUAAGAUGAAGCGCUUUUGCAAAGGCCUAGACGGAAGCCUCAUCCUUGAUCAAUUGUCCAAACUGGCUUGGCCGCUGUCCUUUUUGUUCAAAGAUCCUCCUGUUCCUCAUGACGAGCGAUUUGAGUCCUUUUCAUGUUGAGGAUGAGGGUGGUCAGGAUGCUGGAUCUAUUAUUGGCUAAGAGGUCUUGAGAAAUCAAGUUGAGAUAUAUCUUAUUUUAUCUUGUUUGAUGAGUGAUUGACGUUUGUAUGGCUUUUGUUGGUUAGCAUAUGUAUGGUUAUAUACUACAAUGUUGAUUUUGUCUAACCCAAGUUGAAAAGAAUUAGAGUUUAUAUCGUUA
Molecule: messenger RNA, 1581 nt
Organism: Phragmites australis (common reed)
Lineage: Eukaryota; Viridiplantae; Streptophyta; Magnoliopsida; Poales; Poaceae
Exons: 8
Coding region: 1-678 (225 amino acids)
Source: RefSeq, a predicted model, not a curated record